AUGUCAGCAUUUGAGAAUAAGACGAAUAAUGUCAAUAACAAUAUUCAGAGCCGAAUCCAAACGAGGCCUAGUACCUACCCUCGUUGCUAUGACGUUGAAGAUGUAAACCAUCUCCUCUUGAAAUGUCCUUUUGCUGAAGCAGGCUGGUUGGGAUCCACCUUUAGCCAUAUCAUUGCAGCUACUGAAAAUGAGGCCGGAGUUUUACUACAGAAGGCUGCAUGGACUGCAUGGGCAAUCUGGCUCAGCAGAAACAUGAUGAUCUUUAGAGAAGAUAUAGAAAAAAUUAAUCUUUAUUCAUUAAUGGAAGAAUCAAGAUUACAAGACUAUUGCUUUGUAGUAACUGUAUUAGAAGAUGCGGGGGAUCCUCUCUUAACUCUUCAAAUUGCAGAUAACCUCUUUAGAGAAUGCAUAAAUGCUUUAUCUGAGAAGAACGCUGAAACUAGAGCUAUUCAGACUCUUCCUCGAUGGUCUCCUUCACCAGCAAAUACCCUAAAGAUAAAUUUUGACGGAGCUUUUCACAAGGCUUCAGGCACUGGUGUUGGAGCUGCAGUUGUCUGA
Molecule: messenger RNA, 558 nt
Organism: Mercurialis annua (annual mercury)
Lineage: Eukaryota; Viridiplantae; Streptophyta; Magnoliopsida; Malpighiales; Euphorbiaceae
Exons: 4
Coding region: 1-558 (185 amino acids)
Source: RefSeq, a predicted model, not a curated record